UCUUUGCCCGUCUUUCCCUUUUCUUCAUCUCACAGCCACACCAUACAUAAACAACAGCUCCCAGUGGUGGUACAUGAACGAGUGGAAUGGUCAACAAGCAAACAAAAAAAAAACAGAACAAGCAACAACUACGAUGACUUCUCCCCAUCAGCACACCCCAGUCAACUUUGCCCAACAGCCAUAUCUCAUCCGGCAUCCACCUCUCACUCAAAACAGACAUCCAAACUCACUGCAUACCUUCCUAGCCAAGAUCGACUAUCUCGCAACUGCAGCCGACUCACCAGCCUGUCCACCCACAAAGCAAAACCUCAGCCAUUGCCCAGAGAUCGCAGUUGAAAUCAUCAAGUCACUCUACAGUUUCGCAUUCGAACCAGAAUGGGCUACCUACUUCUUCCCCAUCACCGCAUUCAAUCCCAUCAAUCAACCUGCAUCAUCACCCUCAUCACCAUCACCAUCCUCAUCCUCAUCCUCAUCAACUCAAGAUCAGAUCCCAAUCAUCUCCCUACCCGAUAUCAACCCCUCAUUCAGUCUCACCUCACUCCAGGGCGAAGAGGCAGUCGAAUAUGGCGAAAACCGUCGCGGAAAACCUUGCGGGCAUGUCUUCCAGAAGGGUGAAGGGGUUUAUCAUUGCAGUGACUGUGGUAUCGAUCCAACGUGUGCACUAUGUGCUAGAUGCUUCCUGGCCUCUGAUCAUACCGGACAUGAUGUCACCUACUCGAUUCAUGCUAAUGGAUGUGGUUGUUGCGAUUGUGGUGACGAAGAAGCCUGGAAGACCGACAUCAAAUGCAAGUAUCACAGCCUCUCCACCGAUCAUCCCUCCCCAAACAUCCCACUCCCACCAGACGAUCGAACGCCAUCUCCUCAGAUUACCUCAAAACUCCAACCACUACCAAACCAUUGCAAGGAUGUCAUCGAGGAGAUCGUGGCCAUCGCACUAGACUUCUUACUCAUCACCGUCGAUCGGAGCCCGGAAGACAUGAGACCACCUGCAAAUAUCGAUGCCAUCUAUCAUGAACUCAGUCGACUAGAAGAAAAUGCCUAUCUCGGUCUACCUCGUAGCUCACCCUCACUUCCAGAUAACUCGAUGGAUAUCGAUCUCCCAUUCUCUCAUCACCCUACAUCAUUACAACUCCAGCACCAAGCCAUUGCCAACUCGAUGGAAGAAGCUGGUAAAUCAUCUAUUACCGGCGGGCUCUUAUCAGCAUUCUUGGGUGGUAGAGCUACCGAUAAUAAGGGGAAAGGCAAGAUCACAGACUCGACCGGCGCGAACCCGAACAGCUCGGUAGGGACGACUGCCUCAUCAUUUGGUCUCACCGCUGGCACAGCUGGACGUUUCAACCCUUCAAAUCAUCCCUAUCAAUCUGCGGGAAAUACCACCCAAGGCUCAUCAAGAGCAGCAGAACACUGGUCAACCUGGUCCCAUUUCCCAACUCCAAUCAAGCCUACCGAUCAUAACCUUCGAGGAUCUGGCCCCUGGGGCGUGGUUCUAUGGAAUGACGAAAGGCAUAGUUAUGCCCAGGUAAUCGACCAAGUCUCCAAGGCCACCGGUUGCACUCGAGCAGAGGCUCUGCGAAUUGCCAACACGAUCGAUACUAAGGGUAGAGAGGUGAUUCAAGUCUCGAGUGACCCCAGCGUGCUCCUCCAGACUUCCAAGACAAUCAGUCAGAUUGAUUUGACUGUCACCGUCAGGACCACUCACGACUUAUUCUGUGAACAGAUCGCCGAUCUGAUCAUCAAUUUCUUGGUCGACUUGGCUUCAUGUCGGAUAUACAACGUUUCUCCCGAGGAUGAAUCAUGGUUGAAAUCGUUGAUCACCCGCAAGCUUCGCGAACGACCAGCCUUAGGAUACGAAGGCGGUGGUCGUAGUCGAUUUGCGCGUCUAUUACUCAACGACGUCAAGCUUUGGAAAGAAGCGCGGGACAAACUCAAGUCGUUGUACAUCUCUUUACUCGCGUUGGGUCAGACCGUCAAACUCGAAUUGGGUGUUCUCUUCGCCUCUGUCUUCCCUCAGUUGAUCGAGUACAACUUCCUCGUCGAUCGAGAACCGGAACAUAACAUCCUCCUCUUCAGUCUCCAGAUCGUCACUGUUCCCAGUGUGAUCGUCAUCCUGGUCAAAGAGCAUGGAUUCCUCAAAAUGAUCAUCGACUUGCUCUACUCCUUCUUCACCCAUCAAUUCUUACCUGCCGGGGUGCCCGAAAACGAAUACAAGCACAUCGUCUAUCCUCCGGACUAUGAGAACAGACAGAUCAAUCCUGAGGGAAUGGCCUUUCGUCAUAAACGAUACUACCAUCUCUUCCACGAACUCAAUCUGGUCCUGAGCUCUGCCGGCGUUCAGAAAGCGAUCUGCGAAGAUGUCGAACAUCUCAAGACACUCAUCAACUUCUUGUCUCUGUUCACAAAUAUGAAUCCGAACAGACGGGCUGUCCAUCUACACGUUGAAUUCGAAUCUGAUGCAUGGGUGACUGCCUUCAACCUGACGAUCCAGUUGGCUAAGCUUUGCAAGUUCUUUGGAGAGUGUUACUCAAAGGCGAGCCCAGAGGAGUUUGUUGUAGCGGUUCGGACGUUGGUACCAAGUCUGAUGGAUCCUGAACAAGACUUCCACGACGUCCAGUUUGGUUCAUGUGAGGCGGUCGAUGACUCCUCGAUCGAUUCUGGGGUCUUCUACCGGUGUAUCGACUUCAGGACUGAUCGAGAGUUGAUCAGCUUCCACCAUCCCUUGAACUGGCUCUUCGCCGAAAUCAUGAGGAGUGCCCAUCUGAUCGACUUCGAACAGGUUCACCAUCUUGGCGUCUAUGGCGUCGGCGAUCUGUUGAUCCCAGAAAACGCAACACCUGCAGAAGCAGAUGUUGCACCCUUGGCUCUAUCGGAGAAUGUGAUUUGCGUGGCCUCGUUGCUUGCCCAAGUCCGCGCGGGGUUAUGGGUUCGAAACGGAUUUGGUGUUCGUGCACAACAGCUGCAUUAUCGGGAGUACAGCCUCAGAGAAACGACGUUUGACCAGGAUAUCUUCCACUUACAAGUCUUACUUGCAGCCAAGGAUCCUAGUCAUGUGCUGGUUGCGAUUGUCGAUCGGUUUGCCAUGAGACAAUGGUGCAACGGGGAAUUCCUAUCAGAUCGAGUUUACGAGCCUAGUCAAAUGAUUGCGAUGCUCGAAGAGUUGUUGCAUCUCUUAAUCAUUUUACUCUCCGAGCCCUCUGGUAUUAGUGGGUCAAGUCGAGAGGAAAACUUGAAGCGAGAAAUCAUCCAAGUCCUCUGUCUCGGUUCGAUGUCCUAUUCGGAUACCAUCAAACGCAUACCCGAUCGAUAUAUCCAAGAUUCCUCCUUCGACAAGGCAUUAGCUAUGCUGGCCGAUUUUAAGCCACCGGUGGGAUCGAGCGAUGUAGGAAUGUAUUCCUUGAAACCUGAGUUUCUGGAAGAGGUCGAUCCAUAUUAUUGCAGAUUUGGCCGCAAUCAACGUGAAGAAUCCGAGCGGAUCGUCGUGGAGCAUUUGAAGAAGACUACUGGCGUGACAGAUCCAGUCUUGGUACCCAAGUGUCUCAAUAUCAACUCUGGCCCGUUUGCCUGUAUCAGCCAUACCUAUCACUCCGAAGUCUUGCUUCAAAUCAUCUUUUACUCGUUAGCCAGGGUGAACCCGACAAUGAAAGGAUACUCUGAAUAUCUGGCUGAUGAGGCGAUCCACUUGGUAAUGAUGGGCCUGGUCGAACAGCCGGAUGUGUUUGCGAAGAUGGCGAUGGAAAAGAAACUACCGUUGAAGGGCGCCAAUCCACAUACGAUGACGCUGAAGAUGAUGUUGGAGGCGGUGGAUGCUGAGCCGGCAAUGAAGAGUGUCCAGAAGAAGGUGAACUGGUGUCUGGAUCGGAUGGCCUCGAUCUUCGGCUUGCAGCGGACCGACGGCAAGUCAGCCGAGUCUGCCACCAAUGCAGAGCAGAUUGCCAUCCAGGCCGACGAGCAGAAGAAGGAAGCCGCCAAGGCCCGUCAGAACGCGAUCAUGAAUCAAUUUGCAGCCGCCCAACAGGCUUUCCUCCUCCAGCACGAUCUCGACGAUGAAGAUGACGAAGAGGAAGAUAGCGAUGGCCAAACUUCGACAAGCAAGAUGGCACUCGAUCCUGAGAUUGAAAAAACUUAUGGCAACUGUAUCGUCUGUCAAGAAGAUUUGACCAAGGCCCGUUGCUUCGGCGCACUCGGUCUAAUCCAGCGCAGUAGGAUGGUCAGACUAACCCCAGUACAUCUCGAACCGGAACAAGCGGGUCUAUGGUUUGAAGAAGCAUUACUGACCCCUGAAAGUCUUGAUGUUGAUGGAAGGAAAAGCUCACCGGCGGGGGUCGCGAGCAGACAGCCUGUGAACCUGUCCGAUACUAAGAUUGGACCCGAUGGUAGUCUCGAACCAGUAGCAUGGGUCCCACGAGGAUUCCCCAAUGGGGCUGGCAAUCGAUCUGGUCUGUUCGCCUCCGUAUGUGGUCACCUGAUGCACUUCGCCUGUUUCCAGACCUACUACAAAUCCAUCGAACUCCGUCAUGGUACCCAAGUCACUCGGAACCACCCCGAGAGCAUCGACCGAUGCGAGUACCUCUGCCCGUUGUGCAAGUCUAUCGGUAAUGUCUUCCUGCCCUCCGUUGACCCUAGUACGCCGCUCGUCAAGCCACAGGAUUCUCCGUCUUCAACCGAUCUGGCCGAUUGGAUUUCUUCGGUAGGCACCAUAGAAGCCAAAAUGAAGGAGGAAACUGGCGCAGGAAGUUACAACCAGCUCUUCUCUCUGAACGAAUAUGGUGCCAUUAAGUCCUGGUUGGUCCACCUCAAACUCGACCCUCAUCCGCGCCGUAGUUCAACGGCCACCAGGCUGGGGACCGAAGAGCGGGCGAUGCUGGAGCGAUUCCUGACGGUGACCGCGGCACUAAACCGAGAGCUGCCAGACCCGUCAGAGGCGCUAGGGCCGGACACGUCAGAUGGAUUGGGCCAGGCGACGUUGACGCGGGACUUGAUUGGCUACACGAUCGCAUGCACCGAAAUUGCCGCCCGCGGCCUGGCCCAGACCGGUGGCGUCGCCGGCUCGAUCUCGGAGACCCAACAGCAGCUGAUCAGCAGUCUCAUUACCGUCCUCGGCUGGCUCCUCGAGGCUGAGACCGGACACCCAUCAAUUGAAGAGUACGCUACCGGACUCUUGAUCCGCCAGCUCGCCCCGGCCAACAUCCUCGCCCAUACGACCCGUCUCACCGGCCAUCUCCCCCGCAGGCCGCUGCUCUUCUCCGAGCCGUUAUCCUUGCUCGUGUACUGUGCGAUUGCAGCGCCAGAGAAACUGACUCUGCUGAUCCCGCUCUGUUACCAACUCGAGCUCCUGAGAGUAAUGAUCGGACUGUGCUACCUGUCGAAAAAAUUCCCAUACAAAUGGUGGACAUCCGAGCGAGUGAAGAUCAACCGGACAAAGCCCCAUCGACUAAGCGAGGGCGGCGCGCUGGGCCUACUCCUAGUCAAAGUGAUCGACGUUUGUGGGGCCGAGGGUUCGGUGCUCUUGUCGGCCGACGAAUGGGAACUGGAGCGGAUCGUCCGACUUUACACCCUCCCCUUCCUCCGUCGGGCUUGGAUUUUACUUAACGUGAUCGGCAAGCAACCCCCAUGUGAUCGUCGAGGGGACGACGAAGGCGACGAGGAGGAGGACGAACAUGUGAGGUUGAAACGAGCGAUGAGGAUCCCGAGUUUCUUGGACUUGAGAGGAGACGAGAAAGAUGACCCAUUGACGGGGAAGAAAACAAACACGCAAAUCUAUCGACUGAUGAUUGUAGGAUGGCUAGGAGAACUCACGGAAUACAUCCGGGCGAAUUACGGGAGUUCUAGGAGCGGGUUAGGCGGCGUGAUGGAUGGUAAAAGUCUCAGAUUGAUCGAGGAUUUCAGGAUCAGGGAUGGAUUCUUUCAGCUCGAACAUCCGGUGAUCUAUGAACUCUUAGGCCUGCCGAUCAAGUUCGAUAAAUUGCUCAGUCGGGCGGCCAUCAAGAAGUGUCCCAAUUGUAAUGCGGUGCCUAAUGAUCCUGGGAUAUGUUUGCUCUGUGGGGCAACGGUUUGUGUGCAAGCUUUUUGUUGUACUAAUCGGAACUUAGAUGAGGAGCCUGAACAUGGUGAAUGUAAUGUUCAUAUGUGGAAUUGUGGGGGCUCGGUAGGCGUGUACCUCUUGAUCAAGAAAUGUUCAACCUUAUUCUUAGCGGCCGAGAACGGGGCGUUUUCGAUGGCACCGUAUUUAGAUGAACAUGGAGAACACGAUGUAGGAAUGAAGAGAGGCAGACCUCAGUUCUUACAUCAGGCUAGAUGGGACGAGAUCCGUCGAGUUUGGUUGACCCAUAACGUUCCUACCUUUGUCGCUAGAAGACAAGAGGCUAGCACCGAUGUCGGUGGAUGGCCUACUUUUUGAUCAUCCCAGACUGAUCAUCCCUGUCCUAUUCCCGCAUUCCCUUCCCGUUCUCGCUCUCUCCCUCUCUCUUUCUCUAUCUAGCUCAAUCUUCUUCCUUCCUUCCUUGUUUGGGUCUAUACUUCAUUAGGCUCUCGCUCAUUUCUUUCAUCUUCACAUCCUUUCUGUCUGCUGUAGCUUUUACAUUUAUUUAUUGAUUCUCAAAGUGGAGGGAAAGAUAUUAUGAGGGGUUUUCCUUUUUCUCUCUCUGUCUCUCUCUUUGUUGAUUUCUGAAUUUAUUUCUUUACUGUUAUAAUUUGCAUGUCAAUGAAUCAAACAAAACCCAGUUUUUUGGGGGGG
Molecule: messenger RNA, 6730 nt
Organism: Puccinia graminis f. sp. tritici CRL 75-36-700-3
Lineage: Eukaryota; Fungi; Basidiomycota; Pucciniomycetes; Pucciniales; Pucciniaceae
Exons: 6
Coding region: 74-6394 (2106 amino acids)
Biological process (GO): ubiquitin-dependent protein catabolic process via the N-end rule pathway; protein ubiquitination
Cellular component (GO): ubiquitin ligase complex; cytoplasm
Molecular function (GO): zinc ion binding; ubiquitin protein ligase activity
Source: RefSeq, a predicted model, not a curated record